Messenger RNA from Oldenlandia corymbosa var. corymbosa, 2407 nucleotides. The record is from the annotation of a GenBank genome assembly. NCBI's taxonomy places the organism in Eukaryota, Viridiplantae, Streptophyta, Magnoliopsida, Gentianales, Rubiaceae.
GGACGUUAAGCCAUUGAUUCUGUCUUUUAGAGUUGCCACUGAAACUUCCGGCCGCAAUAUGCAGCUGUCUCGUCGUUGAUUGCUGUUUGGAAAAAUCUGCCGCUUCUUCUUCAAUUCUUCUAACAAAGGAUUUUAGUAAGGAGAGAUGGACCUAAACCAUACCAUGGUGGCUGAUGUCCGAGGUUCAGAACCUGUGGAAUUUGCAGAUACUGCUUCUGAUGUUGAAUACAUUAAAGUUCAAGUUGAUCACAUGGUCUCGAAGGUUGAUCAGUUUGAAAAACUACUUAAUGGCAUUGAACAAUUCUACUCAAAUGCAAAUAAAAAACAGCAAAGUGCCAGUACCACAAGAGGUGCCUCACUUCUGAAAGAUAAGGACAAACAACUGGCUAGCUUUAAAAGAAGACAGCAGGAUGCAGCACGUAGAGAAGCAGCUGCAGCCAAGAGAAUGCAAGACCUUAUGAAACAAAUGGGCACAAUUAUUCGGCAGGUGUGGAUGGUCUUGUGCGAAAUCCUUUCCUGGUGCUCCUGAAUUAACCGAAAUUUCAGAACUGUUUCUUUAGCUGAUUAUUCUAACUUUGAUUGUGAGUUCAGUUGCGUGUCCUGAAUGACGUCUGUGGGAUCACAAUAUCCUAGGAUAUAGUUCGAUAACCACUUUGUCCGGAUGUUCUCUUGCUCUUGUAGAAUGUAAAGAUAGGAACAAGGAACAUGAUAUUUUCUGGAUUUGCACUCACUUUUUAGAUACAACUUUACUUUCUGUGGGCCAAAGCUCUCUUGUUCAUGGAGUACUUGGAUCAAUAUCACUCUAACUGGGAAAGUUCUUCGUUUUUUGGGUGCCUCUGUUUCUUUCUUUGGGAUAUUGAUGUUAGUCCAUACGUGGAAGAUAGUUCCAAAUUAGCCCGUCUUUAUAGGUGACAUUAAAGAGAGAUUCAGUAAAGCAUGAUUGUAAAGUUGACUUAUAAUUCACUGACAGGUUACUUCUGCUCAAACGAAGUUAAGUGAUGGUUUAAUUUUGAUACUAUAGGGGUGUACAUGGUCGAAAUGAAGUUUGAACUGUGAAGUUUUAUUUGCAAACAUACUUUCUUAACAGUUCUUGGGAGUUGUACAUUAUUGGCAGGAAGUUCUUAACAGCAGUUUCCUUAUAUUUUUUUGUUAUAUGUUGUUUUUGGGUCCUGGAUAGCUGAAAUGUAUGUGUAACUUUUGCUUUGUUUACCCACAGAUCACUCAGAGCAAGUUGGCCGCACCUUUUAUGGAGCCGGUUGAUGUUGUAGGGCUUGAAUUGCACGACUAUUAUGAUAUUAUUGAGAAACCCAUGGAUUUCAGCACAAUUAAAAGCAAAAUGGAAGCCAAGGAUGGUACUGGGUAUAAGAACGUACGUGAGAUAUACUCAGAUAUUAGGCUGAUUUUUAAGAAUGCGAUGACAUAUAAUGAUGAAAGGGAGGACGUGCAUGUAAUGGCCCAGGCAUUGCUGGGGAAAUUUGAGGAGAAAUGGAUUCAAUUACUGCCAAAAGUUGAUGAAGAGGACAAAAAGCGUGAAGAAGAGGAAGCAGACUCUCAGUUUGAUAUGCAUCUAGCACAGGAGGCUGCUUAUGCCAAAAUGGCUAGGGAUCUAAGCAUUGAGCUAGAUGAGGCAGAUAUGCAUCUGGAAGAACUUAGGGAACAUGUACUAAGAAACUGCAGGAAGAUGUCUACUGAAGAGAAAAGAAGACUUGGUGCUGCCCUCACCCAAUUGUCUCCUGAAGAUCUAAACAAAGCUUUGUUAAUCGUUUCUCAAACUGAUCCAAGCUUCCAAGCAUCAGCUGAAGAAGUAUUUCUUGACAUGGACGCUCAGAGUGAGUCCACUCUGUGGAAGCUUAAGUUAUUUGUAAAAGAAACUCUGCAGACGGGCAAGACUCCUGCAAGUGCUGGGGGACCUAACAAUACAAACAACGCGAACAACAAUAGCAACAGCAACAAUAACAAAAGGAAGAGAGAAAUUUCUGUUGCCCUUGCCAAAACCAAUCAGAAAAAGGCCAAAAAGCCCUGUGUCUAGUUUAGCGUAUCGAUGUAGUGCCCUGGACUUGCUAUAUAGCCUUACUGGUCGUUUUCAAUCUUGUAAAUCAAACUGAAGGUCUCAUAAGAUACAAUAUGGCCCCUAUGACAGGUAUGGGUUGUAGCCAAGGUGGAGGGGAUUUUUUUUUUUCCCUGGUUUGUUCUUGUAGAGCAAUGUUUUUAACCCAGCAGGAAUGAAUUGAAGAUUUUCAUUUUACUGACGAGAAAGUAGGCUUCUUGAUACAUUGAUGGUCGGUCUUUUUAUGGUGGUCAAUGUAAUAUAUAUGUACACAAUGUGAUAUUACUAAUACAACUGUAGAGACGUUUUUAAUGCUUUCUUAUUUCAGAAAUUUCAUAUCAGAGUGAGAAUUUUGUUGGG